AGUAGUCGCGUGUCCCCUGACGCUCGGUGAUUAGAUUACAUUUUUACAUUAAUACUAAUAGAUUAACAGAGGUGAUAUUGAAAAAUGAGCCACGUUGAACAUCUUUGUGACCGAACCGAAGCUUUACAACUCGACAGGAGGAAAACCAGAGAGGAACAACGCAAAGAGAAGAUUUUCAAUGAUAAAGUUCGGACGACAGGAGUUGAUAAAGAUGCCCUCGACCAACAAGUUAAAGAAAGAAGAGAAAAAGAGCAACGAGAAGCGGAUGAAUUUAACGCUUAUGCUAAUGACCUCAUGUGUGGAGAUCGUGUCGCUUGUAUCCUGGACCAGCGACAGAAGAAAGAUGAGCGCCUCCUGAAUGAAGCCAUCACACAGUUCAGACAACAGUUUCAACAGGCCAGCAGCAGACGUGAGUUUGAUCUGAAUGAUCCAGAGCUGCUGAAGAGGCAGGAGGGGAUGGAGAUAUUGCCCGGCCUGACAGGAGAAGAUCUGGCCUUGACGGACCGGCGAAGAAAGCAGAAGGAUCAGCUUAGAGCAUGGUGCAUUCAACAGCAGCAAGAACGAGAAGAAAGCAAACAACAUCUAAAACAAGAAGUGCAUCAGUAUGAUCAAAGCAGACUGUCUUUGGACAACCGAGCUCUUGAACUGCAGAAGAUGGAGGAGCAAUGCAAGAAAGCCGCAGCCGCUGCCACCAAAGACUUCAACUUGGCACUGGCUGCAGAAAUUAGACAGAGGCGUCUUCAAGAGCGUCGAGAGGAGGAGGAAAAUAACCAGACGGACAUCUUGAACCAGCUGAAUGGAGACCUGCUGACCGAAAACCCUGAACAGAGUGCUAGCGUGCUGGGUCUGUCUCGCCUCCGCAGGGACUGUUACAAGGGAAUGACCCCGAAAGAGCUCCAACACUAUACUCAAUACCAGCAACAACAGGCAGAGGAGAAGAAGCGUGCCAGCCUUCAGCAGCGGGAGAAGGAGAUGCAGGAGUAUAACUCGCGAAUGGCAUCAGCUCGCACCGCAUUGCUGCUUGAAAGACAGCAGGCACGUGCCAAUAAGGAGCUGCGCAGGGCUUUGGACAACACCAACACUCGGCUGGCCCAGGACCACGAUGCUCAGCAGAAACAUCUUCAGGUGGUUUACACCAACAUUCCCGAAGAUCGCUAUUUUGCCCAGUUUAAAAGCAGCAAUAGAUAAGAAUGACCAUCAGUAAUGCCGAGCAAAUGCAGGACAAUUAAACAUUUGACAUAAAUUGG
Paramisgurnus dabryanus is the source of this 1247-nucleotide messenger RNA. RefSeq names its product RIB43A domain with coiled-coils 2 (gene ribc2). Lineage: Eukaryota; Metazoa; Chordata; Actinopteri; Cypriniformes; Cobitidae. The record is from RefSeq and is a predicted model, not a curated record.